Molecule: messenger RNA, 2532 nt
Organism: Frieseomelitta varia
Lineage: Eukaryota; Metazoa; Arthropoda; Insecta; Hymenoptera; Apidae
Product: elastin-like
Exons: 2
Coding region: 1228-2370 (380 amino acids)
Source: RefSeq, a predicted model, not a curated record
AACCUUUUCCCACUUCAAAUACUAGAAUUAUUUUUCUACAAUUGGAAACUUCCAUGGUUUAGUCUUCUGAAAGAUCGAAUCAAUAGUCUCAGAUACAAUAAAGUUCCGAUCGAUUAGCGCGGAAUAAUCGAGGAAGAAUCGAUCGUUUGUUACCUCGCAAAUUCGAAACCAUGAUUCGUCACUUUGUGCCAGAUUCGACUUUUGCAUCCGUCAUUUCCGCGUCUCUCUAUACCUCGCACAAAGCGUUCGUAUCUCGAUUGUUCGAUUCGAUUUCCACCUUUCAUAAAGCCGCCAUUGAAAAUCAUUUGAAAAAUUAUCGCGUUCAUUUGUCACCGAACACCGUCGGUUGUAUUUAAUCACGCAGAUUAAAUGCAUUUUUCACGUGUAUAUCGGUACUUACAAUAAGCGUAAUGGAUGUGGUAUUGAUUUCAGAGAUAAAGAGAUGUGGAAAUAAUGCUUGGGAAAUUUUUGCUACUUUUUUCUUCAUGGAAGUAUCGUGUUCCCUCUCUUUCGUUUCUUCAUUUUUAACUCCAAGUCUCCAAUUUAAUUUCUUUCUUUAAAAAAGUACAAUUUCAAACUCCAAAUCCCCCUAAAAGAAAUAUGUUCGCAUCCCAUUUUACAAUUACUUUGUAAAAUUCUAUCUUGACUACACGUCACCAAAAUGAUUGAACUAAUUCACGUUCUUCGAUCGCACUUGAAACUCUCUAUAAAUCACUUUGAAAUGUCAACAAAAAUCAGUACUGUAAUUCUCCAAAAACAUUACAAACUCUACGACCAGGUAAUGAGUGAGCAUUCAAACAUUCACAUCCAUUUGAUCCUAAGACUACCAACUCCACUAGUUGAAACUUCUGACCUGGUUCAAAGAAAAAAAAAUAUAUAUAUAUGUAUAUCCAUGAAUUCAUUUCCUGAUUGCAAGAGACGCGCAUGAGAGGUGACGGUUGUAACAAAAAUGCGAGUAUUACGCGUGCACGACACACGAUAUGAUCCAGAAACUGGUACGAGGCGUAGAUCAGAAGCAAACGAAGAAUUAUCGUAUCCAGGCGCAUAGUUUGUGUGUGUGUGUCGCGUAAUGCCCUGUUUUCAACGAUUGCGGUCGUGUCAGAGGGAUCGGAUGAAACGUUGGCGAAAAAAAAUUGGACAGAGAGCACUCGCAAACAGGGCGUGUACGAUUGCCGAUUUCAGUGAAAGUGAUUGUUCCUAGUUGUAUAAAAUCAGCAGCUGGACCGAAUGAUUGCACACUCGAAGCUGCACUCGCGACAAGCAACAAUGAAGACUUUCCUACUCUGUCUUUUGGUGGCCGCCGCCAUUGCCGGUGAAGUGGAGCCAGGAAAACGUGAAAAGGCGAAGAGAGGCGUGCUUCUUGGCCCAGGGGGACUUGGAGGAUCGUCAGGAGGCUUGGAUCUGAAUUCCGGCUCUAGUUAUGGUGGAAAUUUGGUGGGACUCGGUGGAAGAUUACCAGCAGCAGGCCUUCCAGCUGCACUUUCAGGCCUGCAAGGUUCUUUCAGUGGUCAACUGAGUGGAACUCUCUCAGGAAGCUUGGCUGAGAGAAUUCCUGGAGGAUUAAGCGGAGCUGCGAUUGGUGCUCAACAAGUACCAGUCGUGAUUCCUCAUCCCUAUCCAGUGUCCAGGCCUUUGCAAACUCCCUACUACGUGAAACAAUCUGCGCCUCUCAUUAGAGAACUUCCAUUUCGCGUGCCUCAGCCAAGUCAGAUUCAAUCGGCCCAACUUCAGUCAGCCCAACUUCAGUCAGCCCAGCUACAAUCAGGUCAACUUCAGUCGGCGCAGAUUGCCACUCAAAGAGCUAGAUUGCCACUCUCACUUCCUAUCCCACAACCAAUCCCCAUCCCUGCACCUCAAUCUGAGUAUCUCCUAGGGCCAGGAUCUCUUGGAGGUUCUGCAGCCGCUAGUGGUCUUAAUUCUGGUUUGAGUUCAGGACUCACGAGUGGUCUCAGUGGAGGAUUGGGUUCUGGUCUGUCAGGGCUAGGGUCUGGUCUGACCACUAGCUACGGUUCCAGUCUUGGACUCAAUGCUCUCAACGUUGGAUCUGGCCUGGGUGCUGGUCUUGGCUCGAUUAGUAUCUCGCCUGGAGCCAAUUUGGCAUCUAGAUUGAGUUCUGCGCUUGGUGCUGGACUUGGUUCUGGAUUGGGUGCUAGUCUUGGAGCCGGAAUUGGCUCUCAGAGACUGAGUGCUAAUCUUGGAGCUGCCUACGGAUCUGGCUACGGAUACACUUCGUCCGGUUUACUUGGAGGAGGCGGUUUAGGAGCAGCUGGUUCCCUAGGAGGAGGUGCACUAGAAGCAGCUGGUUCUCGAGGAGGUGCAUUGGGAGCAGCUGGUUCUUUAGGAGGAGGUACCAUCGUCUUCAAAAGCUGAAUCGAUGGAUUAAAGAAUUAAGGAAUUUUGUCGGAAUCAAUGUAAAUUCUGUUUUAAAAUUCGUGACGAGCCUAGCUCUUUAUACUUUUGUAAACUUUGACAAAAUUAUAUUUUUAUACAGUAUCUGAAUUCUGACGUUACUGUCCAAUCCUUCUUGUACAC